Eutrema salsugineum is the source of this 1042-nucleotide messenger RNA. Its product is annotated as proteasome subunit alpha type-3. The record is from RefSeq and is a predicted model, not a curated record. NCBI's taxonomy places the organism in Eukaryota, Viridiplantae, Streptophyta, Magnoliopsida, Brassicales, Brassicaceae. Gene Ontology annotation, cellular component: proteasome core complex; nucleus; proteasome core complex, alpha-subunit complex. The transcript has 10 exons. The coding region runs from base 135 to 884 and encodes 249 amino acids. Gene Ontology annotation, biological process: ubiquitin-dependent protein catabolic process.
AGAGUCGGAGCACUUAGAAAGCUUUUGGCUUCUCUUCUGGCUUGAGAACAAAGAAAACCCCAUUCUCCGAUCCUGCUUAAAACGCUGCUCUAGGACGAAGAAAGAGGAGGAAGAAGAAGUAAGAGUCAACAAAAAUGAGUAGCAUUGGAACUGGAUACGAUCUCUCUGUCACGACCUUCUCUCCCGAUGGCCGUGUUUUCCAGAUCGAGUACGCCGCAAAAGCUGUCGACAACAGUGGAACUGUUGUUGGAAUCAAGUGCAAGGACGGGAUUGUAAUGGGUGUGGAGAAACUUAUUGCGUCGAAGAUGAUGCUACCUGGAUCCAACCGUAGAAUCCAUUCUGUUCAUCGUCACGCUGGCAUGGCUGUUGCUGGGCUUGCAGCUGAUGGGAGGCAAAUUGUUGCACGUGCUAAAUCUGAAGCGAGAAGUUAUGAGAGUGUAUAUGGUGAUGCUGUACCUGUGAAGGAGCUUUCAGAACGUGUUGCAAGUUACGUACAUCUAUGUACCCUGUAUUGGUGGCUCAGGCCUUUUGGCUGUGGGGUCAUUCUUGGAGGUUAUGAUAAAGAUGGACCCCAGUUGUACAUGAUUGAACCAUCAGGCAUAUCAUACAGAUACUUCGGUGCGGCCAUUGGCAAAGGAAAACAAGCUGCUAAAACGGAAAUUGAGAAGUUGAAAUUAUCUGAGAUGACAUGCAAAGAAGGUGUUAUUGAAGUGGCGAAAAUCAUUUACAAGCUACACGAUGAAGCCAAAGACAAGGCCUUUGAAUUGGAAAUGAGCUGGAUAUGUGAGGAGUCAAAACGAGAGCAUCAGAAGGUCCCUGAUGAUCUUCUGGAAGAAGCUAAGACUGCUGCGAAAACUGCGCUCGAGGAGAUGGAUGCUGACUAAAACUGAGAGGAAGUGUGUUAAAUUAGAUCUGUCUAAGGCAUCGUUUGGUGUUUCUUUUGUAAACUUUGAAUGUUUCUUUAUGAUUUUUGUCUCGAGGGACAGUUGUUGCAGUAUCUCAUGAACCUUUUGGGCUCUUUUUUAUCUUAUUGCUAUCAACA